UAUCCUUUGCUGCGCGAAGAAUAAUACCGAAGAAACCGGAUAUCAUUUAUACGCUUAAAUGUGAUAAUACUAAAGAAUUUGUUGUUAAAAGAAAGUGGAAUGCUUUUAGUACUAGUACUGCUUUAAAUAAGUUUAAUGAUUCCAAAACUUAUUUUGACAAUAUUUGCAAUCCUACAAAAGAAAAUAAACAACCACUAUCAUCCAGUCUCAUGUUUCGAGAAAUUACUAAAAAUUUCGAUGGAUCUAAUAGUAUAAAAUUAGCAGAACAAGAACAAAGUGUUACCAUAAUAAGAGUUGUCGAUGAAUUUAUUGGCUUUUUAAAACAAGAAGACUUUGGUAUCGUUAAAAUAUUUACUGAACAUCCUACUGUAUUUAAUAUAACUGUUCUCGUAAACGUAAUUCAAGGAUUUAAUGAGUUAGCAAAUACAGGUGUUAAAAAGGUUGUUCUUGAUUUAUCUGACAAUACUGGUGGACUAUACUUUGUCGUCCUAUUUAUCAAUUUACUUUUAUUUCCUAACACUUAUCCUACCUUUGUCUUUGAUCUAAGAAUUACUGAACAAAUGAGACUUGCAGUUACUGAACAAUUUCGACUUGCAACUUCAAAUAAUAUUUUCGACAUAAAAGAAUUUGUUAAUGCAAAUUCUCAUGCCAAUUUUACAAGUGCUGAUAACUUCUUUGGCAAUAAUGUUUAUACACGUGGUGGAGUUGUGGGGAAUUAUUCGAAUAAAUAUACUGAAAAUGACAUUGUAAUCAAUGAGAUUAGUCAAUUUAUUAAACAAAGUUUAGCAAAUCCCCUUCCUUGGAAACCUGAAGAUUACAUUAUUUUAACUAAUGGUUUAUGUG
Molecule: messenger RNA, 843 nt
Organism: Racocetra persica
Lineage: Eukaryota; Fungi; Glomeromycota; Glomeromycetes; Diversisporales; Gigasporaceae
Source: the annotation of a GenBank genome assembly